Enterobius vermicularis (human pinworm) is the source of this 882-nucleotide messenger RNA. Lineage: Eukaryota; Metazoa; Nematoda; Chromadorea; Rhabditida; Oxyuridae. The record is from the annotation of a GenBank genome assembly.
AUGUUGGGUCCGAAAUUGUCGGAGCUUGUGCCUUUGGCUGUCUAUGGCCAGUUUCGUGGGUUUGCAACACUGAAAGAUAUUUCAGUAAGGUUGAAGUCCAUUAAAAAUAUCCAGAAAAUUACAAAAAGUAUGAAGAUGGUUUCGGCUGCAAAGUAUGCAAAAGCUGAGAGGGACCUCAAGGGUGCAAGAGCUUAUGGAGUUGGAGCGCAAUGUUUCUUCCAAAAUGUUGGUGCUGAUGAAAAAACUGGCGAGAAACGCAAGCACUUGUUGGUUUUAAUGACAUCGGAUAGGGGGCUCUGCGGUGCAGUUCACAGUGCAAUUGCAAAGGAAGCAAGACAUAUCUUGAAUUCGAAGCCAGCUGAUGUUGAGUACAAACUUGUACUGAUUGGUGAUAAGGCAAAAGCAGCUUUGUCUCGGCAAUACGCGAAGGAUAUUCUCUUUACAUGUAAUGAAAUUGGCAAGCACCCGCCUAGUUUUGCUGACGCUUCUGUUGCCGCGAGUGCAAUUCUUGACUGUGGCUAUCAGUUCGAAACAGGUCAUAUAAUUUACAAUAGGUUUAAAACGGUCGUAUCAUACGAAACUUCGAAGUUACAGAUAAUGCCUUUGGAAGCUAUCAAGGGUUUAGAAAAGCUUGCAGUAUACGACUCAUUGGAUGACGAUGUUCUACUUAGUUACUCGGAAUAUUCUUUGGCCCAACUGAUCUUUUACGCUAUGAAAGAGUCAGCUACAUCUGAACAGAGCUCGAGAAUGACAGCUAUGGAGGGUGCAACCAAAAAUGCAGGUGAGAUGAUUGACAAGCUCACUAUGCAGUUCAACAGGACGCGACAAGCAGUAAUCACGCGAGAGCUUAUUGAAAUUAUUUCUGGAGCUGCAGCCGUUUAG